AUGGGGGACAGGUGUGACUGCGACGAGCACUCAGAGACGUGUCAGUUUGACCCAGCUGUGUUUGCUGCCUGCCAGGGUGCACAUGGAGGUGUGUGUAACAACUGCCGGGACCACACUGAGGGCAGGAACUGUGAGCGGUGUCAGCUGCACUACUUCCGGAACUGGCGUCUUGGUGUUCCCAUUCAGGAGACCUGUAUCCCCUGUGAGUGUGAUCCAGAUGGGGCCGUGCUUGGAGCUCCUUGUGAUCCAGUGACUGGGCAGCACAUGUGCAAGGAGCAGGAGCGCUGUGACCUAUGCAAGCCGGGCUUUACGGGGCUCACCCAUGCCAACCCAAAGGGCUGCCACCACUGUGAUUGCAGCAUCCUGGGGUCCAGGCAGAACAUGCCAUGUGAUGAGGAGAGUGGGUACUGCUUGUGUCUGCCCCACAUGGUGGGCCCCAAAUGUGACCAGUGUGCUCCCCACCACUGGGAGCUGGCCAGCAGCCGAGGCUGCGAGCCGUGUGCCUGCGACCCACAGAAUGCCCUCAGCCCAACCAGGUGUGAGUUCACAGGGCAGUGCCCCUGCCUGGAAGGGUUUCAUGGCCUGACAUGCAGUGCUGUGGCCAUCUGUCAGUGUCCAGACAGGACUUAUGGAGAUGCAGCUACUGGGUGCUGAGCCCUGACCAUCAUUCUCCCUCACCACCCUGACUGUGACUUCUGGGAAACACAAGGCACAGGCUGUGAUAAGGGCUUGGGUCACUGCCUCUGCCGCCCGGGCUUGACUGGACCUCACUGUGACAAGUGUCAGCGAGGCUUCUGCAACCGCUACCCAGCGUGCGUGGCCUGCCAUCCUUGCUUCCAGACCUAUGAUACUGCCCUCCAGGAGUAGGCCAAACAUCUCAGUAGUCUCUGCAAUGCCAGCACUGGCCUGUGUCCUGGGCCAGCCCUGGACGACCGCAGCCUGGCCUCCCAGAUCGUGGAUGCAAAGAGCAAGAUUGAGCAGAUCCAAGCAAUCCUUGGCAGCGCUGCAGUCCCGGAGCAGGAGGUGGCCCAGUUGUCCAAUGCCAUCUUCUCCAUUGGGUGUGGAAGGAUGGUCUUUGGAAGGAUGUCCGUGCCCGACCGAGGCCUGGAGGAGGAGAGUGUGAGGCUGUGGAGGGUGCUGGUGGUUGGUCAGGCUGCAGAAGGGAUUCAGAGGGAGAACAAAAGCUCAGGGGUCAUGGACCAGGGCGGGUGCAUGCUGACACCCGUUCCAGUGGGGAUGAGCAGUGGGCAGCAGCUCUGGGAGCUCAGUGGGGAGUGGGGGCUGCAGAAGGGAGACCUGGGAGCCUGUCUCCAGGGCCUGCAGCCCGAUCUGACCCUAGAGGAGAUCUUGUCCCUCCUGGAAGACCUGGCCAGUGUGGGUAGAAGCUUCAAUCAUGUCCGCGUUAUGUAUCAGAGCAAGAGGAAGCAGUUGGAAGAAAUCGGCUCAUGGUGGCCCAAUUCCCGUCCUCUUGCCGCAGGGGCCUUCCAGAUACUGACUGCGGCCUACCAGCGGUCACUGCAGGCAGCCCAGCAGGUCUCCAAUAGCUCCCGCCUGCUGCUCCAGCUCAGGGGCAGUCGGAGGGAGGCAGAGGGGCAGGCGACACAGGCCGGUGGAGGAGCAGGAGCUAUGGGCCCCCAGCUCGAGGCCCUGCAGCUGGAGAUGGCUUCCCUGCCUAAUCUGACCCCCACCGUCAACAAGCUCUGUGGGGGCUCCCAGCUGGCAGCCUGCACCCCAGAAGGGUGCCCUGGAGAGCUGUGUCCCCAAGAAAACAUCACAGCCUGUGGCUCCCACUGCAUAGGUGCCAGGGCAGGUGGGUCCUUCCAGGUUGCAGGGCAGGUGGCCAAGCAGCUGCAGGGCUUCAAUGUCCAGCUCCAGCAGACCAGGCAGAUGACCAGGGCUGCCGAGGAAGCCGCCCUGCAGGUGCAGUCUGAUGGUCAGCGCCUGGAGACCCAGGUGAGCAUCAGCCACUCUCAGAUGGAGGAAGACCUGAGACGCAUGAGGUACCUCAUCCAGCAGGUCCGGGACUUCCUCUCCAACCCUGACACAGACACAUCCACCAUCCAGGAGGUCAGCGAGGCUGUGCUGGCCCUGUGACUGCCCGCAGACUCUGCCACAGUCCUGAAGAUGAUGAGUGGGAUCCAGGCCAUUGCAGCCAGGCUCCCCAACGUGGGCCUGGUGCUGUCCCAGACCAAGCAGGACAUCACCCGGGCUUGCAGGCUCCAGGAUGAGGCUGAGAAGGCCAGGAGCCGACCCCAGGCAGUGGAGGGCCAGGGGGAGGUGGUGGGGAACCUGCAGCAGGGCACCGUGGCACUGCAGGAGGCCCAGGACACCCGCCGUUCCCUUCAGCUUAUGCAGGACAGGGUUGCCGAGGUUCAGCAGGUCCUGGGGCCAGCAGAAAGACUGGUGACCAGCAUGAAGGAGCAGCUAGGUGACUUCCAAGCUUAGACGGAGGUGCUCCAGAGCCAGGCAGGGCAGCAGCGAGUGCAAGCAGCCCAGGCCCAGCAGCUCACAGAGGGCGCCAGCCAGCAGGCACUGAGUUCCCAGGAGGGAUUUGAAAGAAUAAAAAAAUAUGCAGAAUUGAAGGACCAGUUGGGGCAGAGCCCCAUGCUGGGUGAGCAGGGCAGCCGGAUCCUGAGUAUCAAGACGGAGGCAGAGGAACUGUUUGGGGAGACCACAGAGAUGAUGGACAGGAUGAAAGAUGUGGAGUUGGAGCUGUGUCAGGGGAGCCAGGCACUUCGCUCAGCAGACCUGUUGGGGCUGGAGAAAUAUGUGGAGAAGGUUUGCAACCACAUCAACAGGCAUGUGCUCUACUAUGCCACCUGCAAGUGA
Molecule: messenger RNA, 2829 nt
Organism: Manis javanica (Malayan pangolin)
Lineage: Eukaryota; Metazoa; Chordata; Mammalia; Pholidota; Manidae
Source: RefSeq, a predicted model, not a curated record